UGGAAGCAAGGCAUUGACCUUCAGUAUACAAGACCCGAGUCUUGACAAAAAAGCCUUUUUUUUUUUUACUGCUAUAACAUUUCAUUAAACUUUGUAAUGCUAGGUUUUGUUUAGAUAAAGAAAGGAAACAACAACAACAAACAAAACACACCUACAAAACUUCCAGCAGAAUGGCCUCCAACAACACUUUUAUCCUCCUUCCUGAUCCUGACGUCUCCAGCACAAAUGAUAAAACCACAGUGGACAUUGAUGCUAUUAUGGAAAACAUCACUAUUGUCUUUUACACAAUCACUGUCGUUUUGGGCACCACUGGAAAUGCUGUGGUCAUCUGGAUGUCUGGAUUCCGUCUCAAAGCUAAUGUUACCUAUGUGUGGCUGGUCAACUUGGCUGUGGCAGACUUGAUUUUUUGCCUCACUCGAUUUAUUUCUUUGAUUAAGAAACUCUUCUAUGAUUAUUGGCCCUUUGGGAUCUUUCUCUGCAAGUUCAAUGGAUUCUUCAAGUAUACCAAUAUGUUCUGCAGUGUAUUCAUCCUUGCUGUCAUUAGUCUGGAUCGGGCACUUUGUGUUUGGAGACCGGUGUUCACCAGGCAGCGGCGAACUCUACGUGCAGCUAGACUCAUCAGUGUUGGGGUUUGGACUGUGGCAGUGAUCUUCAGUGUUCCGUAUUUUGUGUACCGAAAAGUACAUAUAGGCAAGAACAACUUGAGCAAGUGCUCCAUGGAGGUGCCGCCAUCAGCUGAAGGUGAUAAUGAAGCUAAACUAGCCUUGUACAGCAUUCGCUUCUUGUGUGGAUUUUUAUUGCCCUUCCUCAUCAUCCUAACCUGCUAUCUAUUAGCUGGUUUCGGGAUACGGCAAACACGCAUCCUACACAAAUCAAGACUCCUUCGAAUCCUUAUUUGUUUAGUCUGUGCCUUCUUCCUGUGCUGGGCGCCUUACCACUGCCUCCUUUUGGUCAAGAUGGUGGACACCAAGAGCCAGGCAGUGAAAGUGGGCCUGCCCAUAGCUAAGGGCAUAGCCUACUUCAAUAGCUGCGUUAACCCACUUUUGUACUUUUGUAUGGGACUGGACAUGAAGCUGCGCUUCAAAGCACAAAGCCUGUCUCGGGUUUAUGCUAGAGUUCUAACUGAAGACUGGGAAGGGCAGAUCUCACAGACUAAGGAAUGUACAGACUCCGGAGCAGUCAAAAACAACUGCACAAUAACUGUAUGAGUUCGACUAUCAACAAACAAUAGUGAACCACUGUGGCCAUUAACCUGUUACCAAAGAGAGACUAAUUUAAGAUACAUUUACACCGAUCAACCAUAACAUUAUGCCCACUGACAGGUGAAGUGAAUUACAUUGAUUAUCUCAUUACAGUGGCACCUACCAAGGGGUGGGGUAUAGACCCCUUUCACUGACGUCACCCGAAACCGGAAGUAAACAGACCCUGCGCCAUUUUGGAAGACCAACAAACUCGUGAUUAGGGGGAAAUAGCGGCAGCGGUAUGUGAACCCACGAGAAUAAAGUGGAGUGGCAAACGACUUAAACAAACAAAUCUGAGCUGUUUUAUUUAUGAUUUAUUGGCCCAACAGUAGACUUGAAAGAAACCUGUGUGAGUCUUGGCAAAAAACUGUGGAUAUAAUGGAUAAGUCUGUGCAUGAUCUGCGGACACUUUGAGGUAAGCAAACGCAAGAAAUUCAGAUUUAAAACAUGCUAAAUUGGCCCCAAGUUGAUAACUGUAUGAGGAGCAAGCCUCCCAGACUUCUACAAUUUAAUAAUAAUAAUAAUUUAGGAUGGUUUGGGGCUUGCUCGCUGCUGCCAGGUUGGUUGUUGAGUAGCCUGACUGUUUUUUUUUUCUUGCGUGUGGUAUCAAUGUUGACGCGAGGUUGUUUUUUUGAACAUGCCAAUGCGGACACGAUUUCCCCUGAUGAGUUAUGACUUCAGACGCGAUGCGUGUGUGGAGGUGUGGAGUCCGCAUGAUACGUGCGUAAGAUAGGCUUCUCAUGUGUUUGGAGAUCCGUGCUCCGAGACAAGCGCAAGCACCCCCCCCAAGGGAAAAAAAGGGGCCCCCCGAAAAUAUCGGCAUAGUUCGAACACUGAGUGUAGGCACUGGGUGUAAACAACAAAUAGUUUACAAUGUCUGGGUAGUAAACAGAUGGCAGAAUUGGUGUCCGGUCCUCCUUAUGUUUCCAUUCUCCCUUGCCCCGAGUCUUAUCAUAUGGGUCAAACCCAUCAAUCACAGCCAGUUUCUCCACAUACCGUGCCCUUUCUGCAGCUGGUAAUGUACUCACAUAACCAGAAUUAUCAUCCAUCGUGUCACUUUACUCUCGCUCGUACUUUGUUUUAUAUUGUGAGUGCAUGUACUUGGUCUUCCAAUAUGGCGCCUAACAAAAUCUUGCGGCGCGGUGACGUCAUGUGAGAGGGGUCUCUAUUAGGCAGCAAGACAACAGGCAGUUCUUGAAGUUGAUGUGUUGGAAGCAGGAAAAAUGGGCAAGCAUAAGGAUCUGAGUGACUUUCACAAGGGACAAAUUGUGAUGGCUGGAUGAUUGGGUCUGAUCAUCUCCAAAAUGGCACAUCUUGUGGGGUGUUCCCAGUAUGCAGUGGUUAGUACCUACCAAAAGUGGCCCAAGGAAGGACAACCGGUGAACCGGCGACAUGGUCAUGGGUGUUGAAGGCUCAUUGAGUCACAAGGGGCAUGAAGGCUAGCCCAUAUGGUCCAAUCCCACAGAAGAGCUACUGUAGCACAAACUGCUGAGAAAGUUAAUGCUGACACCUUUCUGGUUUAACCAGCAUUACCUUUUAUAACAGUUUGUUAAUUAGACAUUAACAAAGGAAGUUGUCUACCAAAUGACUGUGUGCUGCGUACAGUGCAUGUUAUGGCGUCUGUGCUCAGCACUCUCACUUUCAGCUCCACCACUGGCUAGCAGAGUAUGCUGUAAAAAGGAAGCCGAGUAUGCAAGUCUUCCCUGCCAGCUAUAGCCUCUCCACAGCAAGGCCUACGUGGCCCAGAUAUGGGAUCGUCCCCAAGUUGGUAGAUCUGAAUUGGACACCUUACAGCCCCAAGCAGAACCACAAGGUCUCAGAGGAGACUAGGCCCCCAGAUGCACAGCAUGCAUGGCCCACCAGUGUGUGGACAUGCCUGGAUGCCUGCAAACCUAGUCCCCAGCUAGGGGUCAAACAGCCCCAUUGACUUGUGGGUAGCUAGGGAUAGCAUAAGGCUAUGGGAAACAACCCAGACAGAAACAUUGGAGUGGCGUCCCGAAAGUAGUCUGGUUAACACCAGACCAUAUCACAAGUGAAAUAUGGUCUGGAAUCCGCCUAUUGAAUUUCUCGUAGGGGAGGUGUGGUUUACGAUUGUCAAUGGCUGUUUAUUGGACGUUGCGAAUGUCUAUCAUUUGGCGUAUACGUAGCCCAUGGCCAAUCAUGGCAUUUGUACCCGGUGACGUAGUUAGAGCGACGAAGAGAAGACAAAACAAAAAUAGGAAAACAAUGGCACCGAAAUUAUUUCACUUGUGAUAUGGUCUGGUGUUAACCAGACUAAUUCAGAACAGUGUCUAAAGCUUGAUCGAAAGUUUGGUUCGUAUCGCUCGCCGCCAUGUUAAACGUGAUCCGUAAACAGUCCCAAAUAAACUACAAGCUUCCGUUUGUCGAGUAGUACGCGUCACCGUCUUUCCACCCCUCCCCACUCUCUGAUUGGUUCCCUAACUCAGGCGAGCCUUUAGACCAUAGUUUCCAUGCUGUCUUUUCAGAUCGGAACGAUUGUGCAAAGCAGCAUGGGAUUUCCCAGGAUAUCCCGAAGGCAGUUUGUCUUCAAUACUGACAAGGUUCGGGGAACCCCUGCAUCCAGAUUCAUCUCGAGUAUGUCCUGCCACUGGAAUUAGAUGAGCUUGGAUGAGUGUGUGCAGAUAAUACUGCACAAGUUAUCUUCACUUUAAACCAAGUCACGCGCAAGUCAUGAAAGCCAGGCAAUAGAAACCAGUCAGCAACCUGAUGUCAUGGUCAUCUUCUCAGAGCAAUGGUCGAUCAGAGAGGGAGAGAGAACAAACGAAGUUAACAGAUUUAUUAAUUGAAGUGUUUGUCAUCAAAGCAUACCUACCUUUAUUCAAUCUCCACUCAUCGGCCACUUUAAUAGGAACUUGUUCUUGGCUGGCAGGAGUGGAACUCAAUGUGGUCUUCUGCUGUUGCAUGCUGAGAUGCUUUUCUGCUCACCGCGCUUGUAAAGCGUUGCUACGAGUUUCUAGAUCCUUCCUGGCAGCUCAAAUCAAUCUCGCUAUUUUCCUCUGACCUCUUAAGGCGUUUGUUUCCACCCACAGAACCGUCACUCAAUGUUUUUUUGUUUUUCGUACCAUUCUGCGUAAGCUCUACAGACUGUCGUGUGUGAAAACCCCAGGAGAUCAGCAGUUUCUGAAAUACUCAAACCAGUCCAUCUGGCCCAAACACCUGUGCCCCAGUGAAAGUCUCACAGAUCACAGUUUUCCCCCAUUCUGAUGUUUGAAGUGAACAUUAACUGAAGCUCUUGAUUUGUAUCGGCAUGAUUUUAUGUAUUGUGCUGCUGUCAAGGGAUCGGCUGAUUAGAGAACUGCAUCGAACAGCAGGUGGAUGGGUAUUCCUAAUAAAGUGGCCGGUGAGUAUAUGAGACAGUUACUUGGCUAAUGUUAUUUAUGGUGUACACAUUUCAAAGGUCAUGGUUUAUUCAUGUUGACAAAUGCAUUCAGUCUCAUCAACCUUAAUGUAAAGCAUGACUAACAAUAUAA
Messenger RNA from Neoarius graeffei (lesser salmon catfish), 4732 nucleotides. Its product is annotated as fMet-Leu-Phe receptor-like. Gene Ontology annotation, molecular function: G protein-coupled receptor activity; complement receptor activity. The coding region runs from base 171 to 1208 and encodes 345 amino acids. Gene Ontology annotation, cellular component: plasma membrane. NCBI's taxonomy places the organism in Eukaryota, Metazoa, Chordata, Actinopteri, Siluriformes, Ariidae. The record is from RefSeq and is a predicted model, not a curated record. The transcript has 3 exons. Gene Ontology annotation, biological process: inflammatory response; phospholipase C-activating G protein-coupled receptor signaling pathway; positive regulation of cytosolic calcium ion concentration.